AUGGUUGGCGAGAGCCAGCAUGGGCACCAGUUUUGUAAUUCCUUUCUCCUCAUCGAAGAACUCGACAGGGACCUUGGUAAAAACUUCUGUUGGUUCACUCUCUGUAUCCUCUUCUUCUUCUCUACAAAGGAAAACACAGCAGACCUAGGAACAAAGCCUCUCAGCAACAAAAGAGUGAAGUUUCUCCUGAACAUGAUCGGCAUGUGCAACAGCGAAGGAAGAGUUGGAGAGCAAGAGCGAGAGGAAGAAGAAAAGGCACAAGUGGUGAGAAGACUCGAGAAGAUCAUGAAGAACAAAAGCAGCAUGUUGUUUGCACUUUCGAGUUUGUUUGGAAAGACUGAGGCAGCCUACGUACCUUUCGCCGCAGCUCAAGAAGUAGCAAGCCCACAAGAAGUCCCAAGCAGUCCUGGAAGCAUGUCGCUUCUGGAAGUCCUGGUGACGCUCGCCAUGGUGUGCAUGGUGAACUACGACGUGGACUCCUUCGACGAGGCAAAGAAAGAAGUGACAGAGAGAGCAGAGAAGUUGAGGAAGGUUGAGGAAAGCCUGGAGAAGGAAAAGGAGGAGUUCGGAAACCAAAAGACAGAGUUUGAGGAGACAGUGAAAAGGUUUUUGAAGAAGCAGAAGGAGGUGAAGGAAAAGGAAGACAAAGUUACAGAAAGAGAAGAGAAGUUAGAGAAAGACCAAGAGACCCUCCAAGAGCAAGCCAAGGUCUUAAGCGAGAAGGAGACAGCCCUUGAAGAAGCUGAGGAGAAUGUCAAAGCAAAGGAAGCAGAGGUUGAAAAGAAGAAGAAAGAGGCAGAGAAGAGAGAGAGAAAAGCACAGGAAAGAACCGCCGGCUACGACCACGAGACAGAAGAGUACGCCAAGAAGUACGUGGACGACGCAAAGAAGGACCUGGAGAGAGAGCUUAAAGUACUAAAGCAAGAAGAGAAAGUAAGGAACCAGAAGCUCGACGACCUCCAGUACGACUACAAGAGCCUCAAGGACGACUACCAGUACUUCAAAGGUUACUCACAGGAAGUGGAUGCACUUCUACUUGCAGCUAAGGACAAGAUCGUGAAGUACAAGAAGAAGGUCAAAAGCCUCAAGGAAACCAUAGGUGCAGCCCUGUCUGGAAGCGAAGGUGAAGAAGAGACAGAAGAAGCGUACAAGAGCAAAGCAGAAGAAGAGAAAGAGAGGAAAGAAGCGCAAGCAAAAGAGGAAGAGAAGAAGAAAGGAAAAAGGCCAAAGCAGGUAGAGACAGAAGACCAAGAAGAGAAGCCGUCAAGCAACCAAGGAGACGAAGCUACCGUCGACCCCAACGACAUAGCUGAGUUCACGCAGCUUGGCUACGUGUGGGAGUUCAACAAGAAGACGCAAGAGUACCGCGCGAAGUGCGAGGACAAGAAAGGAAGCACGAGAAUCAAGAACGCUCCGGUGAAAGGCCGCCUCCUUUGGAACAAGGUGACGCAGUGCUACAGAAGACACAACAUGUGGUUUACAGACGGAAAGGAAUUGGAUAAAUUCCUCGAGACCAAGGAGAACGAGAAGAUCGAGGAAGAGGUGCAGCGACGCAUCGGCAUGAAGGGCAAGAGCGACAACACAGGAACCAAGGGAAAAGGCCCUUCCUGGGACGACGGACACAACGACGGUUGGUGGUACAACGACCAGUGGAACAACGAGAACUGGAACACCAACGACGACGGCAGCAACUGGUACGAGAACGGGAACCCGAACAACAAAGGCUACUGGCAAUCGCCAGAAGAGUGGGCGCAGCAGAACCAGUGGGACCAGUGGACACCCAAAGGAAAGGGUAAAGGCAAGAAGUCCAAGAACUGGGACACUGACGCAGCAGGUGACUUGCAGCAACAUCUGGAUGAGACGUUGGCCAGGAUUGAAAGCGACGUGACUUGCGUUGUGGUUCGGAGUAUCCGGGACUGCAACUUUUCCGUGAGCAUUGCUGAUCCUGCACAGCCCGACUGCCCGCUCAUCUCCGUCUCAGAGGGAUUUUGCGAGCUGACGGGCUAUGACCGCGAGACCAUUCUUGGGCAGAAUUGCCGUUUUUUGAACGACGGUUGUGACAUCCAGCCCUCCGACCGGCAAGGUCUUCGUGUUUCUGCAAAGACCGGCAAGCACUUCUGCGGAGUGCUGAAGAAUCUCAAGGCAGAUGGUACGCCAUUUCUGAACCUGCUGGACAUGCGUGGCCUGUCGGUCGGCAGAACGAAAGAUGGUGAGGAGCGCUUCUUCAUCGUCGGCAUUCAGGCAGACGUGAGCGAACAGGGAUCCGAGGAGUUACCUCUGGAGCACAAGACCCAGAUGCAGUACAUCGCCGCACUCGUCCGUGAUGAGCUGUCUUCCGGCCUGCAGCAAGAAGCCAUCGUGACCGCAAGCGCUGGAGACGAUGUUUCAAGCCCUUGCCCUGAGCGCUCCAACUCUCCACAUGCUGGUAGAAAGAGUAAAAUUCAGCUGCAAUGUCUUUGUGAUAGCAUACUGUGGCCUCCAAGGUGA
Messenger RNA from Symbiodinium sp. CCMP2592, 2487 nucleotides. The record is from the annotation of a GenBank genome assembly. Lineage: Eukaryota; Dinophyceae; Suessiales; Symbiodiniaceae.